CGAGCCUUCGUUUGACUGUUGCUUGCUGACGGGUGGGACCGCAAGGAGACACGUAUUGGGCAGCUUGUCUAAAUCUGAAACAUAUGUAGACAGGCCGCACUGCACCGCGCCACCCCGCCUCCUCCGCCGGCGUCGUGCCGCGUCCACUGCAGUUGUUUCCUCCACCCUAUGCCCCUAUUCCGUUCGUCGGCGACGCCGCGUCUCUCAUGAUAGGAUUACAUAGCGAUGUUGAGUGAGGACGCCCGGAAUGCAGUCGACCGUGGAGAGGAUUGGGUCGAAUCCGCGGCAGAUAAUUCAUGGAUUAAACCUGGGUAAGCAUUGUUUCCACUCGACUUGACGUUCUAAGUCGUAUUGUAGGCCGUAUUUGACUUCUGUUUGCUUGAAUCGUUCGAAUUUGUGCUCGAUUUUACCCGCCUAACUGAAGCCUUUAUUUCCUUCAACAAAAUAGGAUUGAUCCCGCGUUGGCUUUCCGGCUAGCGAUUAGAAUGGAAACUAGUGUGCUGUGUGGUACUAAACCGCAUUUGAUUUCAUCAUUUUUCUAUCCCAAAGUGGUAGAAACCAGCAUAUCUUUCAAAGAUUUGCAAGCUGAGCUAAGAAACACCUAUCCCUGGAGUGAUGCCGAUGCUGUUGAACUGAAUUACUUCAGCAGUGACGAGCAAAGAUUUCUCCCACUAACUUGCGACGAUCAUAUGCCGUUGCUUUUUGCUGGGAUUGUUGGCUGCCGAUUCGGUAAACUCCAAAUCAAUGUGCUUCAGCCACGCGUAGAACGGGUGAAGGGGAAGGGAGUUCAGACAUCAUCUGUCUAUGCUAAUAGCCAGCACCCCGGCACUCCUUGUAGGUCGACACCAAGUAAAGCAAGUGGUUCAUGGAGCCACAACAUGCCUGCUGCCAAUUGUGGUUCCGAUUCAGCUGCUGCUUCUCGUGUACCUUCUGCAGUUGGUGUAGAAGAGGAUGCAGAACCUGACGAGGCAGUGCCUACAAAUGAUGAUGAAGACGAGAUGAUGUUCCCUGAACUGGUCGAUGUAGCCAGUCAGCAAGCAGUGGAUGAAGAAUGUAUGGAGGAGCCCAUCAGCCAAGCUAGGUUUGAUGACACUGACGAUGAAGAGAAGGUGGAGAACAUGGACAGCUUAAUCGAGGAUGAAUACGAUGGUGACGACAUGCCAACAAUUGAGUGGAACAGGGAAAAACCUGAGCUUAGUGUAGGUACCAUUUUCCAAUCAAUGGUGGACUGUCGGAAUGUAGUGACAACAUGGUGCAUUAUAUCUGAAAACACCUAUAAGAUUAAAAGGAGUGAGCCAGCAAGGUUCACAGUUUUUUGUCCAUAUCCUAGGUGUAGGUGGAAGUUGCAUGCAUCUCGUAUGAGAAAGAGCAAAUAUAUUCAGGUAAUCCAAGUUCAGCUAGUAAUUUAGUUUCAGAUUGUUGAGUAAGGUUUCUUAACUGUUUUUUACCCUUUUAUUUUGUUUCAGAUAAAGAAAAACCCACACAAGCACACCUGUCCACCUGGAGGGGGGGGGAAGGCCAAAACCAAGCUAGCAAAAACUAGGUGGGUGGCAGAUGCUAUAUUGGAUUGGCUGAGAGAAGAACCUGGACUUGGUCCAACAGCACUCCAUGGGAAGCUUUUUGAGAAGUACAAGAUAGAAGUUCCUUACAUGAGAAUUUUCAAUGCUAUGGAAAAGGCUCUUGACAGAAUUAAUGGUCAAUGGAAUGACAGUUUUCAGCUGCUUUACACUUUCAAAGCUGAAGUGGAGAUGGCAAGUCCACGGAGUGUUGUAGAGAUUGACAAGCAUACAGUUCAAUUCAAAAUAAAAGGGAAGUCAUUUUAGAAGGAGUGCUUCAGAAGGGCUUUUGUUUGUUUCAAGGCUUGAUGGCAGGGGUUUCUAGAUGGUUGGAGGCCCUAUUUGGCUGUAGAUGCUACACAUUUGACUGGAAGAUGGAGAUGACAGCUAGUAGCAACUUCUGCAGUUGAUGGACACAACUGGCUAUUCCUAGUUGCAUUUGGUGUGGUGGAGGCAGAGUCUGAGGAAAGUUGGGUCUGGUUUCUGGAGCAGUUGCGCAACAUUAUAGGCACACCCCCAGGUUUAGCUAUACACACAGAUGCUUGCAAGGGUUUAGAGAGUGCAGUGGAAAUUGUAUUCCCUGGAGUGGAGCUUAGGGAAUGUAUGCGACACCUAGCGCAUAAUUUCAAAAAGAAGUUCAAAGGUAAAGCUUAUGAUGAGAACUUAUGGCCAGCAUCAUACACAUGCAGCAAAAGGAAGCAUGAACACCAUUUGAGAGUGUUGUAUGCUCAAAAUCCUCUUGUGAAGGAGUACAUGGAUGCACAUCAUGGUAAGGUGUGGUCAAGAAGCAAAUUCAACGAAAUCUGCAAAGUAGAUUAUGUGACCAGUAACCUUGCAGAAUGCUUCAAUUCAAAGUUCAAGUCAGUGAAAGGGCUCUUGUUGUGGCAAGCAUUUGACAAGAUGAGGCAAAUGAUCAUGAUAAAGGUGGCUCUUCGCAAAAGAAUUGCACAAACACAAUAUGUUGGUCAUCAAAUGCUCCCAUCACUGAUUAAGGCAUUGCACUUGAAGGCAAGAGGUCUGAAGAUGAAAUGUAUUCGAUCUGGUACAUAUGAGGGAGAGGUUACCUAUACUGACACUAAAAAUAGGGUAUGGAGGUAUCGUGUGAACCUAAGUACUAGAGAAUGUACUUGUAGGCAAUGGCAGAUCCGUGGGAAGCCAUGCAUACAUGCCCUACAUCUAAUGACCGUUAUCGGGGGUGCAGAUGGUGAAGUUGAUCAAUAUUGCUCUGAGUAUUUCUCUGUUGCCAAAUUUAUGGUUGCUUAUGCUGACAAUGUGCCUGCACUAUUGGGGAAAGAUCAAUGGAACACAGUAGAUCCAGGGUUCAAACUCCACGCUCGUGUCAUUACUAGACCACCAGGAAGACCAAGGAACCAGAGGAUUAGAGAUGGUGAGGAGGGUCGUCUACCAAAGAAGUGUGCUUGCAAAAAAUGUGGAGUUCUGGGGCAUAUUGCUAGGCUUUGUACCAAUGCAGUGGAUGCAUCAUUUGGAGAGGAGGAAAGAUGGACAGCAGCCAAUGCUGAGGAGAAUGCAACAGCAAUGGAGAUUGAAGAUGCAGUGGAGAAUACAGCAACAAUGGAGAUUGAAGAUGCAGUGGAGAAUGCAACAACAAAUGAAGCAGAAGAUUUUGAAACCAUGGCCUUUGAUGGUUUUGAAGCUAUAAGAGAGGAAGAGGAGGGGAUAAUUGUUCCAAUUGUGCCUUUAAAGAUUACUGAACCCAUAGAUGACCGUCAAAUGGUCGUCAAGUGCUCGGCGAGUGGAACUACUCCAUCAGCACCUCCACGGGGAAAACACCAAGUAAAGCCCAAGAUCAAAAGGAACAAGAGUCUGAAAGAAAAGAGCAUCUCAACUAGGGAAACCAGGAGCAAGACGGUGAAGCCAGCUGCAAACACAAGGAGCAAGUCAAAAAUUUGAAUUAAGUUGUUGGGAAAUGUUUGUGUUGUCAAUUUGAGGGUGAGUCGAUCGCUUAAAACUUGGUAGAUUUGUAUUAAGAUGUUGGCAUCUUAAAACUUGGUAGCUUUGAGCUACUGUAAUAAUGUUGGCAUCAGUUGUAAUAAUGUUGGCAUCAGUUGUAAUAAUGUUGCUUCUACUUCGGUUCCUUAUUUGAGUCAAAAUUCAAAUUUCCAUCAAAAUUUGAAUUUAAAUAAAUAUUUGAAUUUGGGCCAAAAUUUGGAUUCGAGCCAAAGUUGAGGUUGAACAUUGGAGGUUCAUUGCUCUGUGCGGUGUAUUUGAUCGAGCAUUUGAAGUCCAAUAUUCCUAGGUGAACAGUCCGAAUGAGAAAUGUGCUAGAAACGAGCUCGAAAGCUAGGGUAAAUAGCCCUAUUUGAAAUCAAGUUUUUUUUGACCUUCCCUAAAUGAGACAUAUAUAUUUUUAUUAACACUUGUUCCAUAUAUAUAGGGUAAAAACGAAGUCUCACUAUUUAUUGAUUAAUAUUCAUAUUACUACAUUUUUUUGAAAAAAUAUGCUUUUAAUUCAAAACCGUCAAAUAACACGUGUUAGAUAUGAAAAUGAAAAAUUAAGUUCACAUCCUUCUUAUUCACUCCAAAAUGAAGCUAUGGAGAUUUUUCUGAAUUUUUUUGAAUUUUUUUUAAAACCCUAAACCCUCUCUCCCUAUUCUACGAACUGUGAAAAUGUUCAUAGAUGAUAGCUCAUUUCUGUGAAAGCUUUUUUCAUGAAAAAUGACCUACACCAAGUUUAUAUUUUUUUCUCAUAACCUUGUCACAUAUGACGGCUAUGUGCGCAAGAAUUACAACAUUUUGAUUUUUUUUUAUUUUUUAAAAACAUUUAAACUUGAUUUCGACAUAUCACUUCAAAAAAUGAUUUCUCGAAAAAACGCCCCUAUACCGAGUUUAUAUUUUUUUUAUGGUAACUAGGUCUCAUAAACAGACGAACUACGUUUGUUUUAUAUUUUUGCGAUUUUUUCUAAUUUAGUUAUGGCCAUUUGAAAUCUGGUCAAACCCUAAUAACCCCGUUGACUCGCUCAUAACCCCGCAGAAAUGCUCCAAACCCUAGCGUUGAAUGUCC
Molecule: messenger RNA, 4578 nt
Organism: Hordeum vulgare subsp. vulgare (domesticated barley)
Lineage: Eukaryota; Viridiplantae; Streptophyta; Magnoliopsida; Poales; Poaceae
Exons: 1
Coding region: 2160-3467 (435 amino acids)
Molecular function (GO): nucleic acid binding; zinc ion binding
Source: RefSeq, a predicted model, not a curated record